Molecule: messenger RNA, 1341 nt
Organism: Aspergillus clavatus NRRL 1
Lineage: Eukaryota; Fungi; Ascomycota; Eurotiomycetes; Eurotiales; Aspergillaceae
Product: nucleoside transmembrane transporter FUN26
Exons: 2
Coding region: 1-1341 (446 amino acids)
Biological process (GO): nucleoside transmembrane transport
Cellular component (GO): fungal-type vacuole membrane; plasma membrane
Molecular function (GO): nucleobase transmembrane transporter activity; nicotinamide riboside transmembrane transporter activity
Source: RefSeq, a predicted model, not a curated record
AUGGAUCGCAUCCGGCAGUUACUUGCUCGUCCGGCGGCUUAUGAGCCGAUAGAGCACCCAGUUGAGGUUGACAACGAGGACCAUGAGUCGAUCUGUUCUCGACGACAAAAUGAAUCUCCUUUCUCCAGAUACGAAUAUGGCGUUUUCUUCCUUCUUGGGGUUUCAAUGCUGUGGGCAUGGAACAUGUUCCUCGCUGCAGCGCCGUAUUUCUAUCUGCGAUUCCAAUCGGACAACUGGGCAGUAACCCACUUCCAACCUUCGAUUCUUACCGUCUCGACCAUCACCAAUCUGGGGUCGUCAUUCAUCCUUGCGAAACUGCAGAAAGGAGCUUCCUACCCAAGACGAGUAACGCUUUCCCUGCUGAUCAACAUGGUUGUUUUCUUGCUGUUGGCAUUUUCGACGGUCAUCUUGACAGAUGUCGGAGUAAGAUCGUACUUCGGCUUUUUGAUGUUGAUGGUAUUCGGCGCCAGCUUAGCAACCGGCGUCAAUCAGAAUGGUGUCUUCGCCUAUGUGUCUAGCUAUGGAAGAGAGGAAUAUACCCAGGCGAUCAUGGCGGGCCAGGGUGUUGCAGGGGUUCUCCCCUGCGUGGUACAGAUCAUCUCUGCCCUGGCGGUGCCGGCGAAACAGGGACAAGACUUGCCGCAGGCAUCGUCGAAAUCCGCGUUCAUGUAUUUUAUUACAGCAACAUUUGUCGCUGCUCUGUCACUGGUUGCGUUCCUUUCUCUUGUCAGGCGGCGGUCGAGUGUGUCCCUCCCGUCGUUGGACGGACAGAGUGACACCAUUCCUUCUGACUAUGCUCACAAGACAGUGAGUCUCUGGACUUUGUUCAAGAAACUUCAAUUCCUCUCACUGGCUCUAUUUCUGUGUUUCGCAGCCACGAUGGUAUUCCCCGUCUUUACGGUCGGAAUUGAGUCUGUACGGCAAGAUCCCAACGGAUCACGAUUAUUCUCUCGAGAAGUCUUCAUUCCGCUGGCUUUUCUCAUAUGGAACGUCGGCGAUUUGAUCGGAAGGGUGUCUGUCAUCGUCCCUAGUCUGUCACUAGCUCAUCAUCCUUGGGCUGUUUUCAUCAUGGCAGUCGCGCGGCUCGGGUUCAUUCCACUGUACCUGCUUUGUAACAUUGGCGGAAGAGGGGCCAUUGUGAAGAGUGAUUUUUUCUAUCUCUUUGUGGUACAGUUGCUCUUCGGUGUCUCCAAUGGGUACCUUGGAAGCAGUUGUAUGAUGGGAGCUGGCCAAUGGGUCUCUGCAGACGAACGAGAGGCCGCUGGUGGGUUCAUGAGCAUGGUCUUGGUGGGUGGCUUGGCUGCAGGGAGUCUCAUGAGCUUCCUCGUUGCCAGUAUAUGA